UGUUAUAUGAUUAUGCCAACAGCAUCAGUUAAAGCGUGUAACGCAUUAAGUCAUUCAUUUGAUAGGAGCAUUCACUUUAUGCAACAUUCAUUAAAUGAGGCAUGGAGGGAAAGAAGGAAAGAACAAAAAAAUGAGCAAGAAGCAUUUUUAUGAAGAACCUUCGAAGGUCAUGUCUAUCAUACACACAUUAUUCUUUUCCUUCUCUUGAUCGUCAUAUAAUAAAAGUAAAGAAGAAUAUG
This is a messenger RNA of Chironomus riparius, 239 nucleotides long. NCBI's taxonomy places the organism in Eukaryota, Metazoa, Arthropoda, Insecta, Diptera, Chironomidae. The record is from the annotation of a GenBank genome assembly.